Molecule: messenger RNA, 1827 nt
Organism: Parastagonospora nodorum SN15
Lineage: Eukaryota; Fungi; Ascomycota; Dothideomycetes; Pleosporales; Phaeosphaeriaceae
Exons: 3
Coding region: 1-1827 (608 amino acids)
Source: RefSeq, a predicted model, not a curated record
AUGCCUACGCAGUUCAUGUUCAUUGACUCUAGCAAUGGCGGUGUCAACGCGAAGCCAGACAAGAUUGUCCGAUCGUUUGUCAUGAAAUCCGCUCGAAACAAGAAGCCCUGGAGUACACGGCCGAGGAGCUCGAAGUCUGAAGAGCCACCCGGAGCAAAAGAUCAGCGGAACUCAUUGUCUCGGAAUUACAGUAUUGUCGAAAAGGGCUCCUGUCGCAGCAAUGUCCCUCGGAUCCAAUGUAAUAGGUAUCCGGCACCAAACGACAGCGUGGCUACACCUCCAAGCAGUCUGACGAGCGAUAGCGUCUUCUCUAGCCAAGAUGCUGUUUGCGCAUGCGAUAGUCCCGUCUCGAGUUUGACAAGCCCACAAGCCGAAUGUAUGGGCGGAGACGAGGCUCUGGCCCUUAUACCCCCACAGCAUGAGCUGCCGCCAAAUUACAACAUGCUCAACUUGACUAGUCUGGGGACUUUGGACUGCUUGGUAGUGCCAUUAGACAGACAUUCAGAGGGACUCCUUCAUCGAUUCAUCGAGGCUGCAGCACCACGAUUGAUCCCUGUAGAUCCUCAUAGAUUCUCGCAACAAGCCGGGAAGGACUGGAUCCAAACAUGCGUCCAGAGUAAUGUAGGAGCUCCUUUUAUCUAUGCUGUACUUGCUUGUUCAGCGCGGGCAGUCCAGCUCGACCCUGAAGUGUACAAGUGGCGCGCCGUUUCCGAAGUAAAUGGCCUACUAUCCGAUCCACGUACCAGCACCAAUGAUACGACGAUCGCUGCGGUCCUGAUAUUGCUUGCCAAUGAAGAGGCCGAGCUUGCAGAUCCUAAGCGGAGGGGCGACGAGAAUAAGUGCAAGUUGACUCGGGCAGCCAACGAAGCCCACCACAAUGGUCUCAGAACAAUGAUACAGCAAAGAGGAGGGCUCGCUGCUUUGAAUGGAAAUCGGGUUUUGCAGGUAUGCCUGUUAAUGCAUAGCAUUGCUCAAUCCAUAUCGACUUUCAAGCAACCUUAUGCAGUUUUGGUCAACGCCAGCGGCCAAGUAGAGGACUAUGCUGUCACCACUAGUCAAUUGCCAAGUGCCUUUGCACAUAUUUUGCGGCCAUUCCGCGAGCUCAAUAUUGAUCGCUCGCUCCUCAGGAUUAUCUUCGCCAGCACUGUGUUUAUUGUUGAUUUGACAGAUUGGUACAGCUGCGGGAUUUGCCCCACGGACUCGCUCGACUUACAGAAGCACGCUAGUCUGCUAAUGUAUCGCUUAUUUGACUGGCAUCAGCAGAGCGAAUGUGGUUCAGUCGGAGGACCUACACCCACAAGCCCUGUCGACCAGAGUGUUUGUCUUGCCCUGUUGAUAUUCCUGGUCAAUGCGACGGAGCCGAACGCUGGCCCCCUGGGUCCACGAUUGUCCAAGGUGGUUACGAAGCUUCGUCAAUCUCUUCAACGAAUCUCCAUGCUGCGGUGGGCCAAGUGCCCUGAUCUUCUUCUCUGGGUAUUGACAAUGGGUGCUCUGGGAGCGGGAAGUUACUCAAGAGCCAAUAAGACAUAUGGCGAUCCUUGCUUGGGGUUCUUUACAGGAAACAUCAAACUUGCGCUCGCUGGCAAAUUUGUCCACCAGAGGCCCUCCAUAGACCAUCUAAUCGACAUACUAGGAUCGUGUCUUUGGGUUCCGUCAGUCUUCAACAAAAGAGUGAGGUCGCUGAGCAUGCCCAUAGGGCUUUGCGGAACAUGCAUAAUAGAGGUUGAGGAUGCUAGCAGUAGCGAAGAUGAGCUGGUAGACGGCGAGUAUGCACUUGGGCACUCAACAACCUCGAGAUUCUUCGCUGUGGAUAGGCUUGAAGGUUAG